UCAAUUACCAGAUCGAGUUGUUCCUCCAAACAGAAGGCUUCUUGAAUUAUUGUUUGAUAAUAAUUUUGUCCGCGUUAUAAAGUGAAAAUGAAAAUUCAAGCAAUCGUUUUUUUGAGUUUCAUCGCAUUUUGUGUAGAGGGUCGACGUACCGCUACUCAUAUUGCAAACCCGCCAGUUCCAGAUUCUGUUCGUCGGUAUUUGGCACCAGAACUUGAUUGCUUGUUAGAUCGCCAACCCUGCAACAGUAAUACUGAAAUUACUAAACAUGCUUUUCCCAGCUAUUUACAAGGCAACACGAGUCAUUUCCACAUUAACCAGAGAAUCAGAGUAAAUGCAGUCUUCCGUAACAUUAAAGAAUUUUACCCUAAUGAGUGGAGAACUAUCAAAUCAAAUUAUGAAAGAACAUUAGAUGCAAGGCAAAAAUCAGAAUUGGACAACGCUUUGACUCAACAAGUUUUAGCUGAUUACCCAGUUGAUGAUUUGACAAGAGAAAUCAUGAGAUGUUUCCUCGAAGAUCAAUGCAACUUAAUAGUUCCUAAUUUAAAAAUCAAGAUGUACGAAAUGGCUGCAUAUGGUCGGUGUUCCGAAUGCACAGAUUCCACUAUGGAAUGGUUGUUUAACAUUCAAAAUAAGUUAGAACAAGAUCAGUCUAAUAACUUUGCGAGAGCCAUAGUUGUCAAAGAACGUACGUUCGAGAAAAUUACUCAAGAAAAACGCAUUUUCGAAUGUCUGCAAUAUCCAUCACAAACUGCUAUUGAUUGUAUCCAAGCUAUUCUUUUACCAGCAGUAUAAGUUUGCUUUUUAUUUUUUAUUCAGAAGUUUACUCGUUACCAAUAUAAAUAAAUUUUUUUUUAUAUUUUGUUUGCAAUUGAUAAAAUGUUUUUUACGUGCGUGUUAUAGACAAUCUAGUUUUUAUUUUUUAGCU
Molecule: messenger RNA, 925 nt
Organism: Cotesia glomerata
Lineage: Eukaryota; Metazoa; Arthropoda; Insecta; Hymenoptera; Braconidae
Exons: 3
Coding region: 88-792 (234 amino acids)
Source: RefSeq, a predicted model, not a curated record